GACCCCGCGCAGAAAACAGAAGAAAAAUAAAACAACAUUUAAAAAAACAUGUUCCGUGUUUUGCUGUCGUAUUGAUUAGUUGGUGUGUUGCUCGGGGGCAACAGCAAGCAAGCAAAUCGUAAUAAAUUAGCAUUGAUGAGUGAUCGAUCCGCUACUCGUGCCAAGUUUCCAUCUCGGGAGACCUAGAACGUGACCUUUUUUUUGGCUAACAACGAUGGAUAGCGUUUGUUCAGUGUGAAACCGGCCCAGGUGUAAGAUAAGAAGAAUACUUACGACGAAAAAAAAGGCCAGCUGCAUUACUACAAACAGAUUAAACAGUCAAUAGCAAUGAUGUUUCGACUGCGGGUGAAAAUACUCUACAUUUAUAUCAUCAUUUCGUUUAUGCUUUCGGUCUAUUUAUUUUACCUCAUCUCAAAAUAUUCGGUGGAAAAAUUUAUCAACUAUCAGCGUCAUGUAAGAAGUAGUAAGUUCCAGGAGCGGCCCAGAAUACCUCAAAUCGUAGGUCAUUACGUAGGAGCGGGCGGUGCCGUCGGGAACGUAUCUAAAGACUUCUUGAAUACGAACAAUUUCGCUCCCAUCCCAGGGGUUGGCGAAAACGGAGAUCCGGUUGUGAUACAGGCGAGGGACCUUCUCAAGAUGCAGCAACUUUUCCAGCUAAAUCGUUACAACCUGCUGGCUAGUGACCGAAUUGCUCUAAAUCGUUCGCUGCCGGAUGUUCGAAAGCCAAAAUGCCUGACCAAGGAAUAUCCCUCUUCGCUACCAACGACGUCAAUUAUUAUCGUCUUCCACAACGAGGCUUGGUCGGUGCUGCUGCGUACCGUUUGGAGUGUUAUAAUCCGUUCACCCAGACAUCUGAUCAAAGAGAUUCUGCUGGUGGAUGAUGCCAGCGAUCGAGCUUUUCUGAAGACGCCCCUGGAGAACUACGUGCAAACGCUUCCGGUGGUGAUCAGUGUUUUGAGGCUUAACAAACGAGAAGGUCUAGUCGCAGCACGCUUGAUGGGUGCCCGGGUUGCAACCGGAGAUACUUUGACGUUCCUGGAUGCUCAUUGCGAGUGUUCUCCAGGUUGGCUCGAACCACUGCUGGCACGAGUCGGGGAAAACCCACAUAAAGUCGUCUGUCCGGUGAUUGAUAUCAUUUCGGACGAUAACUUUUCCUAUAUCAAAAGUUUCGAGUUUCAUUGGGGGGCAUUCAAUUGGCAGAUGCAUUUCCGCUGGUACACACUGAGUGAGGAAGAACUGGCGGAACGGCGGAAGGAUACGACGCUGCCGUUCCGGACGCCCGCCAUGGCUGGGGGAUUAUUUUCGAUUGAUCGAAAGUUUUUCUUCGACAUCGGUGCCUAUGACGAACGGUUGAAGAUAUGGGGCGGUGACAAUCUGGAAAUGUCUUUCCGGGUGUGGCAAUGCGGUGGUGAAGUGGAAAUAGCCCCUUGUUCACAUGUGGGGCACCUGUUUCGGAAGAGCUCUCCGUACACGUUUCCUGGUGGCGUCAGUGGAAUCCUCAAUGAAAAUCUUGCUAGAGUGGCACUUGUCUGGAUGGAAGACUGGUCGAAGUUCUUUUUCAAGUUCAACAAGGGCACGGAGGAGUUCAAAAGUCUGAAUGUCUCGAAUCGAAUCGCUCUGAAGAAGCAAUUGAACUGCAAAUCCUUCGAUUGGUAUUUGCGCAAAAUUUGGCCCCAAAAUUUCUUUCCCGCCGCCAAUAAAUUCUUCGGCCGCAUUCAGCCCAUCGAUCUCAGCACCUUUGAUUAUCAGGAGUACACCACUUUGAUGAAAAAAAUCAAUCUGAUCGUUAAGAAUCUAAACCCGGAACUGAAGUGGAAGUUUCUAAUAAAAUACCUCUCGGAAAACGUGAAAAAAAUUGCCGACUCGAUGAAAAUCGCCAAACACAGUUCAUAUUGUCUGCAGAAACCAAAGUCCAACACACUGAUCAACCAACCGUAUGGGCAGUCGUUUCUGAAAAAGUGCUCCCUGCUGAUCAACAUUCUGGACGAGGAGUUCGUGAUAGAUGAUUACGGUCGCAUCAUGACCGACGAAGGCGUUUGUUUGGACUCGUUCCAGAAGACCUCCGUCGACGGGGAGCAACUGGUGGAGGGAGCGAAGAAAAUCCGAAUGGUAACCUGCGGCAGUAACAAACCUAACCAGCGGUGGAUCUACGAAACCGAUACGUACCACGUGAAAAACAUGAACGGGGGUGACUGUCUCGAGCGAGGUUUGACGCUGAUUAAGGAUGAAAGCGACGACAAGUUUGAGGUGUUUCUCAAUCCGUGCGACGUGCGGAAUGAGCUGCAAAAGUGGAUGCUGUUUCCGGUGGCGUGGAAGUGAAGCUUUUUUCCCCCUCUCUUUACUCAACAAUACUCUAAUGCACUAGUUAACAGCCCGCAGAGCACUUCAAAAUGCAAACAUAGCCAGAAAAGUAACAGUAUUUUAUGAUAAUUUCAUCGAAAAGUAAGACUAAGUUUUUUUUGCUCUAACAGUUUUAACGAUACAAUUGUAAGAAUUUACAAUGCAAACAAUUCCAAAAGUAUUGCUCAAACAAUAUAAGUAAGUAAGUAAACUGCACACUAGUGAGAAUGAUUUUGUGGAACAAACAUUUCAAGAUUAGGUUCGAAACAGCUUUUGCUAACCAUUUUAACACUCUCUGAACGUGUCGACAUCGAUGUAUGUACUAAUUUUUUGUCCGUUAAGGUUAAGUUUGAAUCUGUGAUAUUACGACAUUUGAAAUAUACUAAAUAAACACAAACUUGUAAUAGUUCAUCA
Molecule: messenger RNA, 2754 nt
Organism: Wyeomyia smithii (pitcher-plant mosquito)
Lineage: Eukaryota; Metazoa; Arthropoda; Insecta; Diptera; Culicidae
Gene: Pgant3
Product: polypeptide N-acetylgalactosaminyltransferase 3
Exons: 4
Coding region: 328-2319 (663 amino acids)
Cellular component (GO): Golgi apparatus
Source: RefSeq, a predicted model, not a curated record